Messenger RNA from Nasonia vitripennis (jewel wasp), 3333 nucleotides. Its product is annotated as glucose dehydrogenase [FAD, quinone]-like. Gene Ontology annotation, molecular function: flavin adenine dinucleotide binding; oxidoreductase activity, acting on CH-OH group of donors. The transcript has 3 exons. Lineage: Eukaryota; Metazoa; Arthropoda; Insecta; Hymenoptera; Pteromalidae. The record is from RefSeq and is a predicted model, not a curated record. The coding region runs from base 454 to 2286 and encodes 610 amino acids.
GGUGCGUUAGGCGAUUUUUACCUCUUCUUAUAACUUAUUUUAUUGCUUCAUUCGUUCGAGAAAUCAGUAAAUGAUUGAUUUCCGCGCACUUUUUCCCAAGUGUAUUAUCUUUUAAAAUAUACUUUAUCCAUCUCAUUUACACAUGCUUUUAAUGCACUAUUUUCUGGGUUAAUUAAUACGUCGGUACUUUUAAAUACCAAAUAAAAGUGUACUUACAAUGUAAUGGGUAAAUAUUUUUAUCUUUAAAUAAUACACAUAAUAUAAUGGAUUGAAUAUGACUUAUGAUAAAAUCAAAAAUUUCACCUUUGAUGUCAAUUGCAAAAAUAAAUACAUAAAUCAAGUUAAAACGCACAUUCAUUUGGGUAUAAAUAAACCUGUCUAGCCGAUGAAAAAUUCAGUUUCAAUAAUACAGCACUGAAUGACGAAUGUCUGAUAAAAAAGUGAAUUACAAAGAUGACUUGGCAUCCUGCUAAUAUAACUGAAGGGUGCUUUACAAACUACUUCAUUUCGUCCUGUCAACCGUCUUUUUUAACAUUUUUGACAUUCUUAAGCCAAUAUUUGGGGCAUUCCCGUGAUGAUAAACUUCGUUCUGCAAGAGCACUUGACAAUGAAUAUGACUUUAUUAUUGUUGGCGCUGGAAGUGCUGGUUGUGUUGUAGCCAACAGAUUGACUGAAAUUAAAAAUUGGAAGAUAUUACUGUUGGAAGCUGGAGACGAACAGCCAGUGGUUACAGAAAUUCCAGGCUUAUUAGGAGUGUUACCGGACAGUACUAUUGCUUCUUCCUACGAUUAUCUGAGAAAAGGGGAAGUAUGUAAACUCAGUCCAUAUCAGUGCAUCAUUACUCGUGGAAAAGUAAUGGGAGGCAGCAGCUCCAUAAAUGCAAUGAUUUACAAUCGGGGAAUGAAGAGAGAUUAUGAUGAUUGGGAGAAGCAAGGAAACCCUGGUUGGAACUGGGAUAACGUUCUGCGUUAUUUCAAAAAAUCGGAAAAUUUAAAAAGCAAAAUUCCAGCUGGAGAUGCUACAAAUCACGGGAUCGGCGGCUACUUGAGCGUCGAACUAAGAGAACCGGAAAAAUAUGCCGAAAGCAUUCACAACGCAUGGAAGGAAACAGGCUUGAAAGAAGUAGAUUAUAACUCUGGAGAGAAUUUAGGGACAGCUAGAAUUCAGUUUACAUUAAAAGAUGGCAUUCGUCAAAGUACUAAUGACGCAUUUAUAAGACCAAUACGUGGAGUGAGGUCUAACCUAACUGUGAGAACGAAAAUUCAAGUUACAAAGGUUAUAAUCCAUCCAAAAUCGAAGAGGGCCAUUGGAGUGGAAUACGUAGAACCUGGAACAAAAUUAACAAAAAAAGUAUUUGCUAAUAAAGAAGUAAUCUUAUCAGCUGGUACUUAUGAGUCCCCUAAACUUUUGAUGUUGUCCGGAAUCGGUCCAGUCGAUCAUCUUAAUGAGGCAGGUAUUAAAGUUGUAAAAAAUUUGCCGGUUGGAAAAAAUUAUCAAGACCAUAUUGGGUUAAGUCCAUACGAAUUUGUAGUAAAUGAUUUUCAAAAUUUUAAUGACGCCGAUAAAUACGUAGAAGACGUAAAGAAUUUCAUGCAAAACAAGGAGGGUUCUUACAAGAUGUCUGGAGGGAUCCUCGAUAAUACAGCAUAUCUUCAGACAGAGUACGAAACUCGACCUGGUAUUCCCGACAUAGAAAUGUUUGGCCUUAAUAAAGUGGACAUCGUAAACGGUGUGGAGGGUAAUGCGACCUGUGCUGCACUUGCGUAUCGCGGUUACUAUAUAAUGUACACAACCUUGACUAGACCCGAUAGUAGUGGUUGGCUGAUAUUGAACAUAACAGAUCCGACUUUUAGCAAUCCGAUUAUAAACCCUAAUUUUUUCUCCAACGAAAAAGAUUUAAAAACUUUAGUAGCCGGAAUGAAGCUGUGGAAGAGGGUGAUCGAAACGGAAUCGUUCAAGAAAUCAGGAUUGACUGCUGUAAAGACACCAGCGCCUGCAUGUGAAAAGUUUGCCACAGACGACGAUAAGUAUUUCCAUUGUGUAGCCAAAAAUUACGUUCAGGCAUUCUACCAUCCAGUUGGAACAUGCAAAAUGGGACCUUCGGCCGAUCCAGAAGCAGUAGUUGAUUCGAGACUUCGAGUUCACGGCAUCAAGGGUUUGAGAGUCAUAGAUGCUUCGAUAAUGCCCGCUGUUAUUAGGGGAAAUACCAAUGCGCCUACAAUUAUGAUUGGAGAAAAAGCUUCUGAUCUUAUCAAAGAAGAUUGGAAAUCUUCUAUUAGUCUAUAAAGAACAAAAAAUUACUGUAAAUUAGUUUGGAAUGAAUAUUCUUAUGUAACUUGCUUCUUGUCUUAUAAAUAUUAAAAUUCAAUUAAAGGCAUGUAAAUAAUUUCUAGGCAGUCUGGUUUAGCAUUUUUAAUUCGAUAAAAAUCGAUAUCAGUUUAAAGCUAGUGAACACCUUGAUGGGCGAAAAAUAAAUCCAUUCAUCAGCCCAAGCUGCAGCGCAAUACAUCGCAUCAGCGCAAAAGCCUGGAAGCCGAAGCAGCCGUCGAUCGGAAAGAGUCAGAAGUGCGAGUUGCGGAGUUUCCGCUUCCUUGGAUUAACGGCUCACGGCGCGAAGUGGAAUGGAACGGAUUUACGUGGAUUAGCGUGAAUCGCGAUGGCGCAGAGAAAGUAAAGUAGCUACUGGCGGCGGCGUGUCUCGCGAUUUGUCGCGCAACACGUGACUACUGUUAUCUAUACCUGUACAGCUCGCUAGUUUAAUUAUAUCUACUGAUAUGUGAAUUUAAAUGUUUGUUCAUCGAUUUUGGGUGAUUGUAUAGGGGCACAAAAUUAUUGGCGGAAAUUCGUUCAUCAGUUAAAUUGUAGAUAGAUACGUGUGACGUUUGUUGACUGAAGAAAAUGUUCGGAGUGUCAAAAUCGUCACGUGAAUACCAGAAUGUUUAACUUUGUCGAUUAAUUAUUUUGGCCGACAUCUCGAAUUUAUUAACUCUGGAAAUUUUAAUAUUCGUUUUUUCUAUAAUGCGUCAACGCUUACGUCGACUUAUGUGAUUAACGCGCGUAAAAAUCCAAAGAUUAAAGACGCAAUGGAAAUUUAAAAAAAAAGUACGGAAUCCUUAUCCUACUGUAAGUUCACUCCACUUAAGCUCAACAAAGCUACUCGCACCUAUGCAGCAAUUAUCAUCAGCCGAGUUAAUCGAGCGGCUUUCUCCAUCGGCUCGACAAUAAGGUCAGCUGAUUUUUCGAAUCCAAAACAAUUUUCCCUCUUCCAACACGCUCUGCUACAUCCUCUUCUCCGACAAAAUGCAAUGAAUUAAAAAAAAAAAGAAAGAAAAA